Messenger RNA from Phytophthora sojae, 885 nucleotides. RefSeq lists its product as hypothetical. Bases 1 to 885 code for a protein of 294 amino acids. The transcript has 2 exons. NCBI's taxonomy places the organism in Eukaryota, Oomycota, Peronosporomycetes, Peronosporales, Peronosporaceae. The record is from RefSeq and is a predicted model, not a curated record.
AUGGACGAGCACCGCCACUACCUGGAGGAACAGUAUAAUGUGCUGAGGGCGGCGGAAGAGGCGGUUGGACUUCAAUCACAAAGGCUUAAGAGCCUUGCAGAGGCUGUGCAGCCGCAUUUGCAGGCUCGGUGGGGAGCGUUUGCGCAAGGUGCGGCGCCGUCAAGUACUGAACGACCACCAGAAGCUGCUGCUGUCACUGUGGUAGCAGGAACGAACCUGACAGUCCCGCCGAUAUACAGAGGAAGCUCUAAAAAAGAAAAGAGGGGCUUCAUGGACAGCUAUGCGAUUUACACAAGGCGCGUCAAGGCCUUGAACCAAGGAACGCACGCGAAGUUUUUUGUGAUGCCACUCAGUGCUUGCAUCGAGCAAGGCACGAUGGUUCGUAUAUGCGGUUUCGAACUCUUCAAGGAGGAGAAGGACACACUUGAUAGAGAAGUCAAAGCUCUUUGCAUGGGCAUUGAGCCGCAAGAUGCGGAGUCACGACUCUCACGACUCAUGGCUCAGCCUUACGAGAUAAUUGACCAACUCAACAUGGAGGACGUCGUGCACACUGAGCCCAAAAAGGCCAUCGGAUAUUUCGUGGGCGCAUUAAGGCCGCAGCUUUUUAAGGCAGCAGAGAAAGACCAAUUGAGCCGGCAGUGCCACAAGUCUACUAAGUCGGAUCUGGCAGCGUUCCUGAAGUGGCUGAGAGGUGAACUACAGGGGUUUAUGCGAUUCGAGGCCCACAUUUCAGCCCAGACUCAAGCCAAAGGAGGGACCAAGCCGACUCAGCAGCAGCAGUCAAACCGAGGAUUUGGCGGGACGCACGGUGCUACCAAGGUAAACAGCACUGACGACCGACACCAGCAAGGUGACCAACAAGGCCAAGCCAAGACCGACCGGUGA